UCUAUCAUCCAAGCUUGUUGUGAGGAUUGAAUUAAUUCGCAUCAAGUACUUGCAACACUGCCUGGAACACAUUAAUGUUUAUCUUUUCUGUUUUGUUUUUAUUUAGCUCAAUAAAUGUUUGUCUUUUUUGUUAUUACUAUUCCUGCUUGAAUUCUUCUUAGAAAACUAUGCUAUAAAACUCUGAGGUGGUGGUGAUCAACAUCAAUAGGCUCAAUUAUAUCAUUCAUUUCUGUACCAAGCAUAAAUGCAGAAAAUCUGGUAUCCUAGAAUCUGCUUUGAAUAGAAUGUGUUUGAAUAGAAAACUGAAAGUAUAUUUAAAUGUUGACCCAGAACUGGUUUCUUGAGGCCUGCUUCAAAGUCUAUAUUGACAGUAUUGGAUACACAAGCAUCUUGAUCCCUUAGCACUGUUGCAGUUUCUAAGUGCGUUAUUCAUAUUACAUUUCAGGAUCCUGAAAUUUGUAAUUUCUGAAACUGUUUCAAAACCAUCCUGUUUUAUAGAAUACUGUCUAUAGUGUGGCUGGAAAAAGCAAAUUGAUAGCAAUAGGACAAACAAAAGGCAUUCUGAGCAAUAUGUUCCAGCACUCUCCCGGUAAGGGGAAGUCUUAGAUCUAGCUGUUCUAAUAGCGUUUAAAAGUGCAUUUUGCAGUAGUUUGCUCAGGCCAUCAUAGCAAGGUCCCACAGACCAGCUGGCUUAAACAAUAGAAAUUUAUUGUCUCACGAUCCCGGAGGCUAGAAGUCAGAAAUCAGUGUGUCAGCAGGAUUGGUUUCUUCUGAGGCCUCUGUCUUUGACUCGGAGAUGGCCAUCUUCCACCUGCAUCUUCACGUGGUCUUUCCCUGUCCCAUGUUUGUGUCCAAAUUUCCUCCUCUUAUAAAGACACAGCCCUAUUAGAUUAUGGCCCACCCUAAUAACUUCAUUUAAACUUAAUUACCUCUUUAAGGACCCUGUCUCCAAAUGCAUCACAUUCGGAGGUGCCUGGAGAUCAGGACUUCAACAUAUGAAUGAGGGCAGGCACCCAAUUUAGUCCAAACAUUUAAAUUGUAACACAUAGACACGUCAGGAUCCAAAUAGUCCGGAAUAUCGUUUAUCUUCAACUGAAAGAUUGAUUUGACAUAUGUAGUAAAGCUUAUAUUGCUUAGUGCUGUAGAAUUCAAUAAAAUGAGAUUUGUUUUUAUGCCUUGGUUUUAGAAUCUUUGUAAAUAAUAAUAGCAAAAACAGCUCUCUUAGGUAAAUGUACAAAAGAUAUGCUUUCUAGGUCAGAAAAUUAUCUUCUAAUAGUAUUUUGACAUGUUUUUCUCCCCUAGCCUAAUCCUAAAAUGCCAAAAGUGGAAUGAGAGGUAUCACACUCUUAUCCCCAGAUGCAUAAAUAACGCUUCUGGAAAACCAGAAGCGCCAGAGGCUGGAGAAACCUCAAUCUUUUUGAGAUAGUCAAGCAUUGGACACUUUUCCACCAUGCUGAUGGCAUUUUGAGUAUAUUUGUCAAUUUUCCCAAAUUUUAACUGAAGAAAACCUUGAGAACUUAUACUUGAGGACUAAAGUGUGACCACCAAUUAUCAGGCUUUCAGGAUGAAUCUGGAAAAACUCAGCAAGCCUGAACUCCUAACACUAUUCAGUAUUCUUGAAGGAGAGCUUGAAGCAAGGGACCUUGUGAUAGAGGCUUUAAAGGCCCAACACAGAGAUACUUUCAUUGAAGAACGCUAUGGAAAAUACAACAUCAGUGAUCCUUUAAUGGCCCUGCAGAGAGACUUUGAAACACUGAAGGAGAAAAAUGAUGGCGAGAAGCAGCCGGUCUGCACAAACCCACUCUCUGUUCUUAAGGUGGUGAUGAAGCAAUGCAAGAACAUGCAGGAACGCAUGCUGUCCCAGCUGGCCGCGGCCGAGAGCAGGCACCGGAAGGUGAUCCUAGACCUUGAGGAAGAAAGGCAGAGGCACGCACAGGACACAGCUGAAGGAGAUGAUGUCACCUACAUGCUGGAGAAGGAGAGAGAGCGGCUGACCCAGCAGCUGGAAUUUGAGAAGUCCCAAGUGAAAAAGUUUGAGAAGGAGCAGAAGAAGCUGUCCAGUCAGCUGGAGGAGGAGCGCUCCCGCCACAAGCAGCUCUCGUCCGUGCUGGUGCUCGAGUGCAAGAAAGCCACCAGCAAGGCAGCCGAGGAGGGGCAGAGGGCGGGAGAGCUGAGCCGGAAACUGGAGAAGGAGAAGAGCCGGGUGAGCCAGCUGGAGGAAGAGCUGGCCGCGGAGCGGAAGCGAGGCUUGCAGACAGAAGCCCAGGUGGAGAAGCAGCUGUCUGAGUUCGACAUCGAAAGAGAGCAGCUGAGGGCAAAACUGAACCGAGAAGAGAACCGGACCAGAACUCUAAAAGAAGAGAUGGAAAGUUUGAAGAAGAUCGUGAAGGAUCUGGAGGCUUCUCACCAGCAUAGUAGCCCUACUGAGCAAUCCAAGAAACCGGUAACCGUAUCUAAGGGCACAGCGACUGAGUCUCCUGUGCUGGUGUCUGUAUUUUGCCAAACGGAAGGUUUCCAGGCAGAAAGAACCCACGGGAGCAACGUAGCCAAGGUGCUGACCACUGGGAUGCCUGGCCCCACCACUCCUACUUACUCUUAUGCAAAAACCAAUGGCCAUUUGGAGCCCGAGAUACAAACUGCCAAGGAGUCGGUUACAGGCAGCAGUGUGGAAAACCAAGUGCCUCCACGAGAGAGGUCUGUGGGGUUGGCCCAAGAGAAAGCAGUGGAGAAUGGCGGGUGUCCUGUGGGAAUUGAGACUCCUGUCCCAGCACCUGGUCACCUCCCGUCCAGCGGGGGCUCGCUGUCUCCCAGCAGCACCGCCUCCUCCUCUCUCACAUCCUCUCCUUGUUCCUCCCCAGUGCUAACUAAGCGCUUGCUGGGGUCCUCAGCCAGCAGCCCCGGCUACCAGUCAUCCUACCAAGUAGGGAUCAACCAGCGGUUCCAUGCAGCGCGGCACAAAUUUCAGUCCCAAGCAGAUCAGGACCAACAGGCCAGUGGUCUGCAGAGCCCUCCAUCCAGGGACCUGUCUCCCACGCUCAUAGACAACUCUGCCGCCAAGCAGCAGGCCCGCAACACAGUCACUCAGGUGCUCUCCAGGUUCACUAGCCAGCAAGGGCCGAUCAAGCCCGUCUCCCCCAACAGCUCUCCCUUUGGCACAGACUAUCGGAAUCUGGCCAGCACUGCCACCUCGAGAGGGGACACCAGCCAUUCCCCUACUCCAGGGAAAGUGUCCAGUCCACUGAGCCCUCUGUCUCCGGGGAUCAAGUCCCCCACCAUCCCCAGAGCUGAGAGAGGACACCCGCCUCCCAUCCCACCCAAAAAACCGGGCCUCACUCCCUCUCCAUCCACUACCACUCCAUUGACCAAAACCCCUUCCCAGGCCUCCUCCUUGGCCGCCGCAGAAGACCUAGCCGGCAGCUGCUGUUCAAAUGCCGUUGUGGCUAACGGCAAGGACGUCGAGAUCCUUCUGCCUACCAGCAGCUAGUCCCUAGCGGGAGGCUCCACGUCUGACAUUCCACCAGAUUUCGUCCAAGAGCUCAGAGUCAAACCGUUGAGUCAGAUCAUGUUAUUUAUUUUGAUAGUAGCUGAAACCAUCUGUAUAAUACAUUUAGUGUGUUUCACCUUUUUGUAUUUUUUUAAGUAGAAACCGAGUAGUUUGGAUUUGUAUGACUCACACCUUUGUACUAACGCGGGAAGGGCACCUCAAAGACAUCUCCAGCUCGGCAGUCACCGACCUGUUGUGAUGGAGAAAGCUAAUUGAGUACCAGGUGGUGAUUUGCUAUUUUGGGACUAGAAUCACUCAACACUCAUUUUGAAUUAUGCAGAAAGUGGUUCGUGUAAAUUUUUAUUCCAGAUGAACGUGUUUAAAAAGUGCCUGAAAUAAGACUGCCAUAUGAAUGUGAUUCUGCAGCGAAAACACAAAAUGGAUCAUCUAAUUGCAGAAAAUGAGAUCCUCCGUGAAUCCUGAAUGUUAAAAACCAACACUGCUUUUAAUCCUCUUUUGCUGUUUUUAAUAUAAGCUCUGUGUCCAGAAACAAGGCUGCAUCAGUAGGAUGGGAAUCCUGAAGGUGGUUGUGGACUCCCCACAAAGCUGAGCUUUAUAGAGCCCUUGAGAAACCCUCCUGAGCAGUAAGCAGCUGGGGUGCCGAUUUUCUUGUACUUCUGAAAAAUUAAGUCACUCCCAGUUUCCUGCAUAAAUUCUUGAAUGGAAUGAAAUCACAUCUCCUUUCAAAAAAUGUCUUCGGGCAUCUACUGUUGUGUAAGGAACUUCUGAUUCCAGUCGCUAUUACUUGAAUAGAAAAUGGCUACUCAUUCUGUAUAAAAGUUUUUCAACAGAAUGAGAUCUUUAUUCUGUAAUCAAAAAGCAAUAACUGAAAAGUCACUCUCUUUGUAAUAUUAUAAGUCAGAAUUAUACAGGUUUUACCAAUAUUAUUACACUUCUUCUCCGAGCUGCCAACACUUGGUGUCUAUAUCUGUGGAACCAAAUUAACUUUUCCCUAAAUGGAAGAAUGUGUGUGUGUGUGUGUGUGUAUAUAUAUAUAUAUAUAUACACACACACACACACACACACACACAUAUACAUAUAUAUAUAUAUGUAUAGAUACACACCCCUUUACGUGUUUAACAUACACACACUUAAACACAUAAAUAUUAGCGUGAUUCUAUCUUUGGAGUUUGCAAUAUAGCAUAAAGGACGAGUAGACAUGCACAUUAAGAUUACCUGUCACAGCAACUAGAUGCAGCUGGGACCCAAUCAGUCAAAGGAGGAAUCUUGUCCACAGGGACGUGGGGAAAUUCCAAAUGAAGUCAGGUCUUCAGCAUCAUGAAAAACCAGAGCCAAACUCACCCCAGCAUCACAAAACUCCACUGGCCAGGUCACUCAAUCAAGCGCUGUAAGACAGCCAGGAGAGGGGGAGCUGUAGCAAACGGAAGUGCCCAGGCCCCCUGUGAAAGGAAAGGGCCACCCCUGUUGAGCUCCAGCUGCUUGCUGCCGUGCAAUAGUGUUAGCCCAGGGUUACCAGCUCCUCCAAUUUGGGGGAAAGCCAGAUUUUCAUAGAAACAUUCUCAUUUUUAAAUAUCAAAACAGAUUCAAAGACAAUUUUAAACUUCUGGUUAAACACUUGUGCAGCUGGGUUUAGCUCAGAAGCUGACAAGUUGCAACCUCAUUCGUUCUAGAAACUUCCAGCAUUUGCAUCGUUGUGAGUUUGUGAGGACAGACACCCCCACUCUCCAACUUGUAGGCUAGUACAGCUGACAGAGGCUAUAGAAUAUAAUGAGGAUCCUCGUCUUCCAAACAAGACUUUGCAACCCAGCUCAAACAAGGUGGUUAUAUGAUUUGUCCACGGAUGGAGAGGCCUUGGUGUCCUCACAUACAUUCUCCCUAGCCAGUGUCUACCCAGAAGCCCUGCCCUGCUAUAAUUUGAAUCUACUUCUUCCCAAUCCAAUAUGAAUUGAUGGGGGGACAGGCAGGUGAUGGAAAUCAAUGUAUAAAUCACAAUUGGUGUCUCCAGGGCUUACGGUUUGAUUAAGGCCAAUACAGAAAAAAUUAAAAUACUACUAAUGGCCCAGGGCAUCUACCAAAUGAUGAAGGUGGUAUCUCAGAAAUCGCCCAAAGCGAUCAUGCAUGAAAUUUUAUUCCCACGCAUAGCCAAAUGAAGUGUUGAUGAUAAAAUAGCUGAACUUUUUAAACAGGAGAGGGGGCUAUAGCCCCAGAGUUUUAUUACCUCUCUUGCUUUAAAUGGUAAUCUUAAAAGUUGCAUUGUGCUCUUCCUUUGUUUUGGCAUAGAUAUAUAUAUAGAGAGAGAAAUACUAUAAGGAGGUUUAUUUCUUAGGAAAUGCACUGAAUAAUGUAUUUCUUUUACAGUGUAAUAUGGGGGUGGGGGAAAUGCAAAAGAAACGUGUAUUUUUGCUAGUUGCCUAUCUUCUAAGAUAAAUAAGCACAAUAUUGCAAUGGAUCCAAUACUCCAGUUAGGUAUUCUAGAUUAGUAUUUAAAUUUGCUGUAGAUUGUGUGUGUGCUAAGUAAAAGUUCCAUGAUUCACAAUUUCGGUAUUAACCCAUGUUGUGAAAGCUGUGUUACUACUCAACAGAUUAUAAUGGAUGUGCGACACAUAACACAAGCAUUAACUAAAUCAUCGUUUGUAAAGCCAAAUGUACCAUGCAGAAGUCUUCAUCCACUUUUAUAGCAGACUACAUUAAAACAAGUUAAAUCA
Molecule: messenger RNA, 6210 nt
Organism: Felis catus (domestic cat)
Lineage: Eukaryota; Metazoa; Chordata; Mammalia; Carnivora; Felidae
Gene: CTTNBP2NL
Product: CTTNBP2 N-terminal like
Exons: 6
Coding region: 1565-3484 (639 amino acids)
Source: RefSeq, a predicted model, not a curated record